Messenger RNA from Doryrhamphus excisus (bluestripe pipefish), 4305 nucleotides. NCBI's taxonomy places the organism in Eukaryota, Metazoa, Chordata, Actinopteri, Syngnathiformes, Syngnathidae. The record is from RefSeq and is a predicted model, not a curated record.
UUUCAGAGUUGUAACAUUUUAUGUUCAACUAACAGUGCGACCUUCUAAACGUAAGAAAUUGAAGGGGAAGAUGAGAGAGGCGGUGGAGGGCGGAGGGCAGGCGUGAGGCGGGAGAGGACGCUGGUGAGACUUGGCGGAAAUGAGCCGGCCCGGCGUGACCUUGCCUUCUGGCUAAAACAGAGAAAACAUCCAAAAAAGCCCGACUUGAAUGGAGGACAAUGACAGCAGCCCUACAUGAGCUCCACGUCCCCGUGCCCCCCCUCCUUCUGUGCAGUCACGAGCAGGUUGCAGCACUCCUGAGCAGGUCCGACUCCACCCGCUGGGACAAAGAGACUGAAUGGAGUUCACUUCCUCCGUUCAUUCAGCUAUCGAACCAACACGCCCAGGUGGUGAGACAGAUGCACAGAGUAUGAAGCGUCCCGUCAGCCAGUCAGCCCUGCCAAGCGCCGAGCCGGACGCACCGGAUGCCGGUGACAUGGACAUCGAGCGUUGUUCCCACGCUGCAGUGGUAAAGAGGUCAUCACAAGGGGGCGCCCUGCUCCCUCCCUCCUCGCAGCAGAGGCCCAAACGGGACCGCAAGCAGCGCAGCUACACGCUCUGCGACGUCUGCAACAUCCAGCUGAACUCAGCGGCGCAGGCGCAGAUCCACUACAACGGCAAGUCUCACCAGAAGAGGCUCAAGCAGAUCAGCGUCGGCGGCAAGACGAGCCCCAGCAGCACAGGUACAUCGGGACAGGGGGGGCCUCUCCUCGCCUCGCUGCCUGUAGGGGGACGGCCGCUACAACCUCAGCUGGACCUCAAACAUCUCCUGCCCUUCCGGCUCAACGGGUCCUCCCCCCUCAGCCUCUUCCCCAACUUCAACACAAUGGACCCCGUCCAGAAGGCGGUGAUCAACCACACGUUUGGCGUCCCUCAGCCCCUCAAGAAGAAGCAGAUUAUCUCCUGCAAUAUUUGCCACUUGCGCUUUAACUCCACGAACCAGGCGGAAGCUCACUAUAAAGGCCACAAGCACGCACGCAAGCUCAAAGCCAUCGAGGCCCAGAAGAACCGGCAACGACGGGCGGGGGAGGCUUCAUCCGGCGGGAGGGACAGAGACAGAGACAGAGAGCGGGACAGGACCAAGAUGGCCGAAACGGCGAUACCUGUCGUCGUGGACUCAAGCAUAGAGGAGGGAACAAGUCUUCAGUCCGACCUGGACGCGGCCACCUCGGAAGUGAAAAUGGAGCACAGUCCCAGGAGCUCCGUCAUGCUCACGCCGGUGUCAGACGUCUCCGCGGCCGAGCUGGUCACUCUCUCCCCUCCUCAGAUCUCCGAGACGGCGUCCGACACCAGCGGCCCAGAGGCACCGGAUGCCACCGAGACCGUUGUCUCCAGCGCCGAAUCGGGCAGCCAGGCGGACGCGGAUGCGUCCAGCGCCACCGGGGACGCCCAAGCCGACGAGGACGGCAAGAAGAGCAAAGCGCACCUCCACUGUCCUGUCUGCAAAGUGACGGUCAACUCCACCUCCCAGAUGGAAGCGCAUAACAGCGGCACUAAGCACAAACUGAUGCUGGAGGGUCAAAGCGUCCUGCCGCGGCGUCGCGGCAAAAUCGCCGCCGCUCGGGCCAGCUGCAAGAGCAAGAGGCUGGGCAGCAAAGGCAGCGUGGGCGUGUCCAGCAAGAACUUUCAGUGCGAAAUCUGCGAGAUCUUCGUCAACUCUGAGACGCAACUGAGCCAGCACAUGAAUAGCAGACGGCACAAGGACAGGCUGGCUGGAAAGCCUCCUAAGCCUAAAUUUACCCCCCACAGCAAGAGCCAGCCCAGCGCCAGCUUAGCGAGCAUGAGAUGGAGUGGCUGUGCAGGCGUGGCCGUGUCGGCCAUGAAGAAAGCCUUCAGCCACUACAGCCUCACCUCCCUCUCCUCGCAGACCAAACUGGCCUUGCAGAAGCAGCUGACCAAGAGCUUGACAGCGGGCUUCCUGCCCGGCCCCCUCACGCCGCCGACCCUGUGCACGGUGGCCGCUAACCCGCUGGCGCUGCGCCACCCGGUGGGCGCCGCCGCCACCGCCUUCAUACAGACACCCUUCCUGGGGCCCGCACUGUUCCGGCCCGCGCCGGGGCCUCUGCGGGCCGCGCACACGCCCAUCAUAUUUUCCCCCUACUAAACCCACACGACCCCCCUUCACUCUCCUCUUCUUACCCGGUCCACCCCGCCCCCCCCCUCUCCCACUCCUGUCUUGUGUGACCCAUGUGACAAAGGCCACACUCAAACUAUGCAGUCUGCCUGACUUAAGACGGACAGCGCCCCCAUCACGCCUUCUUCCUGCUGCGGUGGUCGCCAGCGAGGGAGCGGGACACGCCUCCACGGGCCCGCAUUUAUAGCCAUUCAUUGGGGGACGGGGGCGGUUGGGGGGGGGGGGGGGUACAGGGGGGGUACAUGCCCAGAUUGCGGCUGUACGUUUAGUCUAGUUGGACGUUUGUGUGGUCGACUUAAGACAAGCUCCCUUUACUUGAUGCCCUCUUUGAGCAUUUCUACAUUUUAUCAGUCAGACAUGGUGUUGUGUCCAUCCCGCCGCCACCCGUCAACCGCUCACGCACAAACACCGACACACCGUGACACACUGACGCAGGGGUUCCCAACCGUUUUGGCUAAAACUCAUUCAUUCAUUGCAGAAUUUCAUCAUCAACCCUUGAGGGAAACAAUAGUGGGGCAACAUGUGACCACGGUUUCUCUUUCUAAAGUAGAAUUCUAGUAUGUCAUCAUCACUAUGGGCAAGUUGUCCCAACAUUCUGCAAUAAUUGAUGCAUAGUUAGCAUGCAUGGUUAGCAUGUCGGCCAUUCACUGUGUUUAAUUGUUUGUUUAGUUAAAUGUUAGAUUAAAAAAUCUCAUGACGUAACUUAACAUGCCAUCCCUUUCAAAUGCAACACGUUAUUGUCUAAUAUGGCCAUGACCGUGGCGUGUGCGUGCCGUUUCUAAACGCUUUGGGAGACCAAAAUGGAGUAGAAGAAUCUGUCGCUUCUUUUUUCUUUUGUUUCGUUAAUGUCACAAGCAAGAUGCGGCGGCAACACGUACUUUCGUGUUAGUCUCCAGGAGACUCCAAUAAAACCACAGAAAGUCGCUAGUUGUUUUUUUUUUUCUUGAAAAAAUAACCUAAAUACGAAGCAACAAAACACCGAUCCACCCUGCUCCGUCUUCUUAUUCCCCGACAGAGCAGGUGCAUGUGAGGUGUGUUAAGAAGCAGGGUUAGGAUGCCAUCUACUGGACGGAAUUGGAUCCUCAAGCUUCAGUCACAGCCAGUCCCAUUGUCGUUAUAACUGUCAUUUUAAUUGUCAUAUAACGUGCUUGAUGAUUGGUCGAUAAUCAGACUUUGCUUUUCAGUGUUUUAUGCGGAAUUUGCUUCUGUUUGUCUAAAAGGUUGGGAACCCCUGCAGCAACACACUGAUUACGGGGCAGAGGGAUUUUUUGUGUCAAGGCGGUGGGAGGAGUUUGAUUGGCAGCCGGAUGUGUGGGAGAGAGCAAAGCACAGCGCCAUAGCAACCACAUUUGAAAAAAAAAAAAAAAAAAAAGCACCUUAACACCAUGAAGCCAUAAUUGCUUUCUUUUCUUUGUGUUAUCAACGCUAUCAAAAUAUCCCAUGACAUUUAAAGCAAUACACACACACACACGCGCACACACACCUGAGGCCUCACCUUGCAUCCAUCAUAUCCUCUUAGUUUAGGCUCCGCCCCUUCUCCUCCCCAUCAAAGCAGACUGUUAGUAAGAACUCCUCCAAAACGAGCACCAAAUCACUUCCUAUGCAUUCUCAUUGUGCAAUAUGUAUAGUUGUGUGUGCGUGGGUGUGUGUGUGUGAGUGUGUGUGUCGUAAACAACCCAGUACUCGUGCUACUUUCAGCUCGCCAUGAUCUCCCACCUGUCCGUCAAAGCAGCCGGCCUCACUGUUUUUCUGGAGCAGCGUUCCCAAGUUUAAAUGUAAACCCAAUAGAGGAUCUAUUAGAACUUUUAUCAGAUUUAUUGUAUCAUAGUCAGUAGAUUCUAGCAAACCUCUCUCUCGGUGUCCUUUUUUUUUUCUAAGAGGAAAUAUUUAACUAAUAUUGAACUAAGCGUGUAAUUUAAGGCCGUUUUUUCGGGAUGAAAAAAAAAACAAAACAUAAAAGUAUGAAAUCCCAUAAGGCGGGCCUUCUCAGGGGUGACCAGGUUGAGCCAACGCUAACGCCGCCAUCCACAUUUCAGGGUAGCUCGUCCCUCGUUCAAGACAGCUGUACCGCAGCCGGCACAGCAGCGGAUGGAUUUUGGAAAAUAAAAGCUUUUAGAACUUCUUAAACGCUU